UGCAGGGUGGUCUCAUGUACUGUAAUCUAUACUGUAGUUCAAACACAGAGACAGAUUCAAAGGGUAACAAACACAAUGGACAACUCCGCUUUCUUCUGCUACUCCACAGCCUUACGAUUUGGAUGAACAUUGAAGACUAACUAUAUGGGACAGAUGUAAUUUACCUCCUAAACUUUUGGUGUUGAAACUAUCUUUUGGAUAUCUUUCAGUACUUGGGAUUUUCCUUGAUUGGAGGAAAACACCUUUCAAAUAGAUAUUAAACUAAGAAUGUCCAUAUAUAGGGUAACGGAUGCAUCUAUUUUUUGGAAACAGGAUUAAUUUUACCAUCUGUUCAAAUUUUGAAGCAUUUUCAUUACAAUGGCCUCAGCUGCACAGCCAAGCAAUUUACUCUGAUGAUGGUGUUUCUCAAUCGUGUAAACUAUUCAGGGUUUAUGUACCCUACUGGAUAGAGGCUUUAUAGAGCUUUGGAUCUGUCUUUCAUGUUGUUGCUUUUGAUUCAAAUGCAGUAAGGAAAACAGCUUGAAGGAGAUCCAAGGAUGCAGAUCAAUUUAUCUUUAGUCAUGUCUGGCACAAGGUCUAUUAAAAGAGAUAUAGAACUGAGGAUCUUACUUAUUUGGCUAAUCGUUAUGCCAACUUGUGCCCUUUUUAUAUACUUCCAUGGCCUGAAAAUAUCCUACUUCUUCCGUCCCCUUUGGGACAAGCCACCAAAACCUUUUCGCUAUAUCCCCCAUUUCUAUGCAGAAAAUGUGUCCAUGGAGCAUCUAUGCAAAAUGCAUGGUUGGAAAAUCAGGGACAAUCCUAGGAAUGUUUUUGAUGCCAUCCUAUUCAGCAAUGAGUUAGACCUCCUCGCAAUAAGAUGGCAUGAACUAAACCCUGUUGUAACAACAUUUGUGAUUCUUGAAUCCAAUACAACCUUCACAGGCCUACCAAAACCCUUAAACUUUGCUAUCAACAGAAAAAAGUUUGCCUUUGCAGAAGCCAAGGUGAAGUAUGGAACUGCUACUGGAUGGCCCCUGUCAAAUGGACAGAGCCCAUUUGUAGAAGAGGCAUACCAAAGAGUAGUUUUGGAUAGGCUGUUAAAGGAGGCAGGUGUUUCCAAAGAUGACCUUGUAAUAAUGGCAGAUGUGGAUGAAAUCCCAAGUGCCCACACCAUAAACCUUCUCAGAUGGUGUGAUAACAUACCUCCUAUAAUGCACUUACAGUUGAGAAACUACAUGUACUCAUUUGAGUUCUUUGUGGGUUAUGACAGUUGGAGAUCACAAAUCCAUGUUUACAUGCCAGGAAAAACCAACUAUGGACAUUUUCGCCGAGCAGAUGAGAUUUUUGCAGAUGCAGGAUGGCACUGUAGCUUCUGCUUUCGCUAUAUAAAUGACUUCAUAUUUAAGAUGAAAUCUUACAGUCAUGUGGAUAGAGUGAAGUUUUCUUACUUUUUGGACCCUUCAAGAAUACAGAACAUAAUUUGCAGUGGGGCAAAUCUGUUUGACAUGUUGCCAGAGGAAUACUCUUUUCAACAGAUAAUUGCAAAGAUGGGUUCCUUACCUCAUUUCUUCUCUGCAGUGCAUCUUCCUUCUUAUCUCAUCAGUCAUGCUGACAAUUUUAAAUACCUUCUGCCAGGUGGUUGUGUUAGGGAAUCUGAAUGAUUGCUUUCCCAUGAAGUUGGGAAGAUCUUUUCUGCAAUCGAAAGUUGGCUGAGACUGAAAAGCAUAUUCUGUCAGAAUGUAUGAAAUGAAAUACAAUAUUCUGUCAAAAUUCUAUGAAAGGAUUGAACUGUUCUAACCUAAUGACUUGCCCACACUUCCAUGUAUUGAGGUAUUUUGAUUUUUGUGUUCACUGUCAAUUAAGAUUGGUUAGCAGUCAUUGAAAUUUGUGCAGUGAAUAUAUAGAAUAAAAAAUUGGUGGCAAAUAUUUAAAUAAAAGGAAAGAAAUUUGUCAAAUAA
Cryptomeria japonica (Japanese cedar) is the source of this 1937-nucleotide messenger RNA. RefSeq lists its product as uncharacterized. Gene Ontology annotation, biological process: protein N-linked glycosylation; N-acetylglucosamine metabolic process. NCBI's taxonomy places the organism in Eukaryota, Viridiplantae, Streptophyta, Pinopsida, Cupressales, Cupressaceae. The record is from RefSeq and is a predicted model, not a curated record. The transcript is spliced from 3 exons. Gene Ontology annotation, cellular component: membrane. Bases 537 to 1640 code for a protein of 367 amino acids. Gene Ontology annotation, molecular function: beta-1,4-mannosylglycoprotein 4-beta-N-acetylglucosaminyltransferase activity.